UCUUUUGGUGUAUAUCAGAUAUUUAGCUCUGUUAAAGGAAUUUUCUUUUAAAUAUUAUUAUUUUUUUUAUAACAAAUACAUUAUUUUACAAUAUUUAAUUUGCUGUAUAAGAAACCUUUUCUUAUAUGUAUAAUAAUAUUAAUUUCUUUCAUUUUAUCAUAUCAUUGUGACUAUAAUUUAAAAAAGGAACUUGUCAGGAAGUUAAAAAGAUAUACGUAUGUAUAUAUAUAUUGUACGAACUCUCAUUAUUGGAUAUGUAGAUCUGUAUUUAAGUGUACACAAAAUGCAGGUCUGUUUCUAGUUAUAUAUAAGUCUUAUAAGCUGUUAUCUGCAUUGAAAUGAUAUUUGCUAAGAAUAAUUCUAUGUUAUGAUAAUUGACGACAGGUGCCUUUGCAGAUCUUAAUGAGAAGUAAGACAUCAUUAUUAGUCAUGGUAGUGAAAAGGUGUUUGACAGAAGGUGGUAUAUAAAUUUUAAGUAAAAACAUAUUUUUUGAAGCUUUCACGGACUAAAUUAUCACAAUUAAUACUUAACAACAUAUUUUUUGUAGUAUAUAUUCAUCAUUAAAAUAUGUAAAAUAUAUAUUUCUAGACAUUACAGCAUAAAAUUUUGUUGUAUCUUCAUAAAGUACAUGUAUAUGUAUACAAAUGGUUUCACUUACCAAUAUAAAUCUGCAAUCCAUGUUAAUGUUAAAUGUAUUGCUACAAUCAAUAGAGUCUACUGAAAUUUCAGCAAAAGAUGAAGUCAGUUCUUACAUUAAAGGAAAUUUAACAUGCCCAUUACCAAUAACAACUUUGGAUUUUCUUUACAAUUUUUCACAAUCCGAUUUAGAAAUUGUGUGGCCUUGUGAAAUCCGUUUUUACUGGUUAUCAUUACAACCAUUUGUUAAAUUUGUACGCUUUCUACUUAGCUACGUAACACCAUUUAUUAUAAUGCUCGGUGUAAUGUUAAAUACUAUUUCUUUUGUAAUAUUAAGUACACCUAUACUUUGUGAAUCAAAUUUGUCACUUUAUUUAAAGGCACUUGCCUUAUCUGAUAACGGAGCAUUAGUAUUUAAUUAUGCUGUAGGUAUUGCAAAGUCACAUUUUAUAUUUGUUAAUAAUCUUUUCAUGGCUAGUAGAUUUCUAUGCAGUUUGAAUUCUAUUACUAUGGAAUUCUUUCAAUUUACAUCUACUUGGCUAGUUGUAGUUCUCACAUGGACACGAGUAUUUGCUAUAAUGUUUCCUUUUGGAAUAUAUGGUCGUUAUAACAAUUCCUCGGGAACGAUAACUAUUACUAUUUUGAUAUGUGUCAGCUUUAUAAUAUCAUUAACAAAAUUGUAUUCAGGAGGCUAUGAAACAGACAGCGUUUUUGAAUUUAUACCAUGCCAAAAGAAAAUAAAACCAUGGGGUAGUGCUAUGUAUUUUUAUAUUGCAUUAUCAACUUGGUUACCUUUACUUUUUAUAUUUAUUGGAAAUAUUUUACUGAUUAUACUCAUGAAAAAAACUGAAAAAAUUCACUGUCAGUUAACUCAAAAUUUCAGACAUAAAACAAACAAAGUACAUCAUACUUUUAGAAUAUUAUUUGUAGUAUCAACUGUUUAUUUAGUAUUACUAUUACCCCUUGGUAUAGUUGAAACUUUGGAACUUUAUUGGGAUGUCAUUUUGAUUAAAUUUCCCGGUACUGAGAUGAAAAGAAAAGCGGAAUAUAUACACUGGUUAAAAGAAAAAAUGUUAUUAAAGUGGUGCCGCGGUUUAUGCUUUCAUAUAUAUCAUUGGAAUUUUGCAAUUAAUUUCUUUUUAUAUUGUCUGACAGGUGAAAAAUUUAGAAACGUAGUCAUACAGACAUUAAAACGAUAUAAAAUUGUAAUCUUUUCAAUCUUUUCUAAACAUAUCAACAAAUGUAUAUUGUGUUCAAAAUAUCCUACACAUUUAAAACCCGCACAGUCUCCGAACGUAUUACUAAUAAGAGCUAUCACGCUUGGUGAACACCGUACCUCUGGAAGUGUUUCUGCGCAAAAUAAUAGUACCACUAUUGCAAACACUUAAUGUAAAGAAUAUAUAAAUCAAAUUUAUAAAGACUGUUAGCAUUAAACAUUGCAAAAAUGUUUGUAUAUCCACAUAUUUUUAUUGAAUAUGUACACUGUUAUAUAUUUCAUGUCAAAUUUUAUCACUUUACUUAUAUCACUUUUGGUAAGAGUAUUCUUCCUUGUUUAUAUUUUCACUAAUUUUAUUACAUAUUUUCAUAAUUUACAAAACUUGAAUUUUCUAUUACAUAUUUCUAGAAAGUAUAUCAUUAUUAAUAUUAUGUAUCACAUUAAAUAAUUUAUUUUACACACAUGAUAAAAAUGAUGGAUGUUCUUUUAAAAGAGAUCACAAUGACCGAUCGAUACGAAAUUUGAGAGAGAGAGAGAGAAAGAGAGAGAGAGAGAGAGAGAGAGAAGGGGAGGGGUGGAUCUCAAAUUUAAAAUUUUAGCUGUGGCUAUUUAUUAGUUUUUGAGUUCUUAAUAAAAGCUUGCGAUACUAUAUAUUGAAUGGUGUCUAUAUAGAUGUUACUAAUUACUAAUCAACCGUCUUAGCUGGUAGUUGUUCUCUGGUACUUAUCCUCAAUUGUCGAAUAGCCGAUGAUGCAAUAGCGAUAUCACUUCAGUAUCUAUACGGUGUCCCAUGUGAAAUAGGUUAUUGUAGCUUCAGUUGUCCAAAGGAUGUUUUAUUUUCUAUUUAAUUAUCUUUUGAACUGAUUAAGUAAUCAAAUAUUAGCCGGCCGCGACGGAAUAUUUUUAUAUAUAAUUUGAUAACUAAGGUUGAUCGCUGGUUAUGUAGUACACACACGACACGCAAACACACAUACACACACGGUAUAUUAACCCAACAUUUUACGACCACGGAGAUUAAAACGUAACUUAGUCUAAAAACAAGCGGACUGAUUUUAGGUAGGACACCGUAUACAUACUGAGGUCGAUAUCGCUGUUGCGUCAUCAGCUACUUGACAAUCAGCACUUGACAUUCGACGACGACUACUACAGCGAAAACAGUUGCUAUAUAUAUGUAUAACAUUGAAAGGUCUUUUAUCGAUAUUUCGGAAACGAAUAAAUAUCCAUAGCUAAAAUUUUUAAAUAAGAUCUACAUCCUCUUCCCUCCCUCAAUCCCUUUCAAAUUUCAUGUCGAUCGACCACUGAUUUCUUUCAGAAUUAGAGCCAAAAUGAUUACUAAUGCAACCGAAUAUCACAUUGUAUAUGCUGAAAUAAGUUUAGAAACUAGAAUUUUCUACAUUAUGUUCAUAAAAAUGAAGAUAUAACAAACUAUAAUUAUUAUAAUUCUGUUUGUUUAAAUUCAUUUUAUAAUUCGGAUAUCUGGCUCCAAUAUAAAUUAUAAAAUUGAUAAAAUUAUUGCUUGCUAAUACUGCAAUUGAAAUUUUCUACGAAAUUUCCAAAAAUUUUAAAAUAAUUUACUACAUAUUACAACUGAAUAACAUCUAUUUAUACGCACACACGUUUUAGAAUAUAAUAUAUCUUCUUUUUUUAAUUACUAAAAUAUGCACAAAUUUGGUUUGCAAAUAUGUUUCAUUGUAAUAAAUGUGUAAUUAAGUAUUUACAUUAAUAUAUGAGAUAUUUAAUUAUAAUGAAUAAUUUCAAUUUGACAUACUCAGAUUCUAUAUAUGCUCAGUAUAUGUGUAAUAUAUGGAUAUUGCAUAUUCAUAUACUAAACAUAAAUCGAAAUACAUUUUAAAUACAUAUUAUAAAAUACAAUUUGAUAUGUGUAACAUAUUUAAGUAUGAAGUUAACAUACACAUGUUUAUUGAUA
This is a messenger RNA of Bombus pyrosoma, 3780 nucleotides long. RefSeq names its product probable G-protein coupled receptor 139. Gene Ontology annotation, molecular function: G protein-coupled receptor activity. Gene Ontology annotation, biological process: G protein-coupled receptor signaling pathway. The transcript has 7 exons. The coding region runs from base 646 to 2025 and encodes 459 amino acids. Gene Ontology annotation, cellular component: plasma membrane. The record is from RefSeq and is a predicted model, not a curated record. Lineage: Eukaryota; Metazoa; Arthropoda; Insecta; Hymenoptera; Apidae.